Messenger RNA from Paraphaeosphaeria sporulosa, 722 nucleotides. RefSeq lists its product as uncharacterized. The record is from RefSeq and is a predicted model, not a curated record. Lineage: Eukaryota; Fungi; Ascomycota; Dothideomycetes; Pleosporales; Didymosphaeriaceae. The transcript has a single exon. Bases 84 to 470 code for a protein of 128 amino acids.
UUCCUCCAGCUUUAUGUACGUUCGUCAACGAUCAUCAGUGUUGGCCCUUGUUAUUGGUCGGUCCUUUUCGAUUUUUCAGACAGAUGGCUGACUCGCACUGUAACGUCUUGCCACGAGAGACGCCAGCCUUGGCUUUAUCGCUUCCUCUAUCGCUUUGCUGGGCUGGUCGUCUCUUGGAGCGAAGUACUCGCGAGUCCGGCCCGAUACAUUUCCUCGUUGAUGCCUCACAGCGGCUGACACGAAAAAAAAAUUGGACUUCUGGAGCAUUGUCAGCCACUGUGCCUGUUGGUGAGGCCCUCCAGCAAACAUUAAAUCAUCUGUCCAAAUUUCGCAUUCGUACGAACUUUGUUUCGGUGCUCCUACCGGUAUUUGCAAUAACAAACGCCUUACCGACAAUACUGGCGUCUCUGGCGGUAUCACACGAAUGCAAGCUCAAUUAUCAAAUGUCGACACCGCAUCCGCCUUUGUAGGUUGCAGCCAUGAUCAGCCCCACAGUACAUUGUCCAUUGCUGAAAGAAACCAUUCACAUGCCGUGGAGCCCGCACAAACGGUUUAACGCGGGGCAACUUGGCGUUACAAUGUUUCCGAAAAGCCAUCAUUAAGCACAAGUGAGGUUUCCGAAGACGUCUACACCGACUCUGUCAGCUCUCGCGCAGUAGUCGAAUUGUGUUUCGGUGCAGACGCAGAUAGAGUUGAUGCAGAUCCGAGUGUUGACCGCUGGA